Arabidopsis lyrata subsp. lyrata is the source of this 1455-nucleotide messenger RNA. Its product is annotated as BES1/BZR1 homolog protein 2. The record is from RefSeq and is a predicted model, not a curated record. Bases 149 to 1102 code for a protein of 317 amino acids. Gene Ontology annotation, molecular function: DNA-binding transcription factor activity. Lineage: Eukaryota; Viridiplantae; Streptophyta; Magnoliopsida; Brassicales; Brassicaceae. The transcript has 2 exons. Gene Ontology annotation, biological process: brassinosteroid mediated signaling pathway; DNA-templated transcription.
AAUCCGCUUCAGACUCUCACACACCCAAAAAAAAAAAAAAAAAUCAAAAUAAUAAAAAAGAAAGCUUACUCUCUCUCUCUCUCUCCCUCGUGCGCCAGACUGACAAAGACUUCAGACCCCAACAAAAAAAACUUAAGAGAUAGAUUCAAUGGCGGCCGGAGGAGGAGGAGGAGGAGGAUCAUCGUCGGGACGAACUCCGACGUGGAAAGAGAGAGAGAACAAUAAGAAGAGGGAAAGAAGAAGAAGAGCCAUCACUGCUAAGAUUUACUCUGGUCUUAGAGCUCAAGGUAACUAUAAGCUUCCUAAGCACUGUGAUAACAACGAGGUUCUUAAAGCUCUCUGUCUUGAAGCUGGUUGGAUCGUCGAAGACGACGGUACCACUUAUCGCAAGGGUUUUAAGCCACCAGCAUCAGAUAUUUCAGGAACUCCUACAAACUUCAGCACUAAUUCUUCAAUCCAACCAAGUCCACAAUCAUCUGCUUUUCCAAGUCCUGCACCUUCUUACCACGGAAGUCCCGUUUCAUCAUCCUUCCCGAGUCCAUCUCGCUACGAUGGAAAUCCUUCUUCGUACCUUCUCCUUCCGUUCCUACACAACAUCGCUUCUUCUAUUCCUGCAAACCUUCCGCCGCUUAGAAUAUCCAACAGUGCGCCCGUGACUCCUCCGUUGUCUUCUCCUACUUCUCGCGGUUCGAAGCGGAAACUCACUUCAGAACAAUUACCGAAUGGCGGGUCUUUACACGUUUUGAGGCAUCCGCUUUUCGCUAUCUCAGCUCCAUCUAGUCCUACUCGUCGUGCUGGUCACCAAACACCACCUACAAUACCGGAAUGUGAUGAGUCCGAGGAGGAAUCGAUUGAGGAUUCAGGAAGGUGGAUCAAUUUUCAAUCUACAGCUCCUACUUCACCAACAUUCAAUCUUGUUCAGCAAACAUCUAUGGCCAUUGAAAUGAAAAGAUCAGAUUGGGGAAUGUCAGGAAUGAAUGGGAGAGGUACAGAGUUUGAGUUCGAGAAUGGAACAGUCAAGCCAUGGGAAGGCGAAAUGAUUCAUGAAGUUGGCGUAGAAGAUCUCGAACUCACUCUCGGUGGCACUAAAGCCCGAUGCUGAAAAAUCGAACUUGAAAUCAGUUUGAAAAUGGUGGUAAAAGAUCAGUCUCCUUGUGGACCAUAACAGAGCAAAUCUUCAGCAUUGUACAGUACAUUGGAGCCGGAGCUCGCAUGGCCGUGGAAGUUCGAAAAGGGUCGAACCUUAACAUACCGUUACAUUCUCCGUUUAUACUUAAUUUUUCUCUGUGAUGAUGAUAAUGUUUUUAGAGAUAUAUAAUAUGGGUUUGUUGAUCACAGGAUAAAGAUUGGGUUUUGGAAAAAAUCAAUUUGUAGAGAGACUUAAUAGUGUAUGAAGUUAUUUAAUCUUUACGGAUAUAGUAGUAAUAUGAAAUGAUAUCCAUUUUGCUUUCAAGA